AUGCCAGAUUCUAGUGCGGACUUUCAACAAACGGAUGUUGGGCAAGCAAAGAAGAGAGCUAAGAGGCAUGGGAAGAACCUGUAUAGAGGAAUCAGUCAGCGACCCUGGGAAAAAUGGGCUGCCGAGAUUGGUGAUCCAAAGAGUACGACACUUAGAGCAUAUGCAAAGAAGGAACCGAGGCAGCCACAAAUGACAACCUAUAGAACCAAACAAUGCAUAGACCCAUUCAGGAGACUUCAUCUUUGCAAAGGCGCCAUAAGGAACUGGCGUGAGCUACGAAGCAGUCCAAGUGAGACUCUAGGGUCAGUGAAGCGGUGCCGCAGAUCUCGAGGAUUUGGUCCUGCGUUAGACUUGGAUUUGAGAAGGGACAAGGCGGCUCGUGACUUCUGCUUGGAGGAGAAUGGGGUUGAGAAAUCGGGGGCUAGGAUUAUGGAGAGUUUGUGGCGAUGA
Molecule: messenger RNA, 450 nt
Organism: Tripterygium wilfordii
Lineage: Eukaryota; Viridiplantae; Streptophyta; Magnoliopsida; Celastrales; Celastraceae
Exons: 2
Coding region: 1-450 (149 amino acids)
Biological process (GO): regulation of DNA-templated transcription
Molecular function (GO): DNA-binding transcription factor activity
Source: RefSeq, a predicted model, not a curated record